Camellia sinensis is the source of this 852-nucleotide messenger RNA. NCBI's taxonomy places the organism in Eukaryota, Viridiplantae, Streptophyta, Magnoliopsida, Ericales, Theaceae. The record is from RefSeq and is a predicted model, not a curated record.
AUGGCGGAGGACUUAGACGAUGGUGAGUUUUGGCUUCCUCCACAGUUUCUCACCGACGACAUGCUCAUGGACUUCAAAGCGAACACCAUGAAAACCAAACACAGAGAGGUCGAUUUUGGGUUUUGUUUUCCCAACGAGUUUCCGUAUGGGUUUGGCUCGGAUUUGAGUUCUCCGGUGGAGUCCGUGGUGAGCUCUACCGAGACUGAAAGCGACGAGGAAGACUACAUAGCUGGGUUGACUCGGAAAAUGGCUCGCUCAACUCUCCACGACGAUUUGUGGAAAACAGACUCUGUGUUCUCCUAUGAGACCCACAAGUCUUGGGCUAUGGCUGGCUCGCCUCAAUCGACUCUCUGCAUGGGUGGUGGUGGUGGUGGUAGCGAACAGGGUUCGAGCCGGGGAAGCCCGAACGGUCCUUCGCAGGUUUCAUCGCCGCCGCCGCCGCCGCCGGCGUUACACCGCAACGACGCUGCUUUGGAUCUGCUUUACGCGGCCGCAAGGGAGGUCGCGAGGAUGAGGAUUAUUGAAGAGGGUUCUAGGUAUAACCAGAAGACCAGUGGACUAUUGGGUCCACCUCGAAACCCAAGUCCCGUCUCUUUACCUCUCAAAAACCCUAACCCAAAUCUUCGGUUUCACUCCAAUCAGUCUCUUUCAUAUCAGCAAUUGCAAGUUGCCCAAUUUCAGCAGCUGAAACAGCAACAGAUGAUGAAGCAACAGAACUCGGCAAUUUGGGGACAACAUAACCAGACGACCCACCAAGUGGUUCAGAAUAGAGCAAGAAAUGAUGGUCGUCCUCUGACCCUCUCACAAUCUUUUUGGCUCUCUGUGAAUUUGAGUUUAGUUUUGAGUGAGUGA